UGUAAUUUACUUUUGGGAAUAAUAGAUGUACCAGACUUAUUUUAUAGAAGUAACAAUUCCUAACGGAACUUGACGUUCUUGGGCUCGUUUUGAAGCUAAUAGCGAUGUUAAUAAAUUUACCGAUUCAUAAUUUUAAAAUAUUAGCCUAAAGACCGGUCAUAAACCGGUUAAAACCGAUGCAGACCGAAACCAGUCUAUAGACUGCAAAAAGACCGCAGACCGCGGUUUUUUGCGGUCCGGUCUGGUCUUUUGACUUCUGGGGAAAAGGCAGACCGGUUACGGUUACGGUUAAUGCCCCUGGGUAUAAAAAAACCGGACCAAACCGGACUUUCAAACACUAAUCACAGGGGCCUUUGGGGCACUGUCGUGCCUAAAUAUCUAGCAGGUUGUAAAGCGAUCACUACCAUUCUUCCCCAACUAUCCACUCUGGGGAGCACAUCUUGUGUAUGGUACCCAGUGUGCAAUUGGCAGUUGCAGCAGUGGUGGCUCUAUAUGAUCACUUCUCCCAUAGGCAACUCCUAUGAUGAGGGUGAUGACAGUUGA
Molecule: messenger RNA, 543 nt
Organism: Laccaria bicolor S238N-H82
Lineage: Eukaryota; Fungi; Basidiomycota; Agaricomycetes; Agaricales; Hydnangiaceae
Exons: 3
Coding region: 292-543 (83 amino acids)
Source: RefSeq, a predicted model, not a curated record